Pelagomonas calceolata is the source of this 2824-nucleotide messenger RNA. The record is from the annotation of a GenBank genome assembly. Lineage: Eukaryota; Pelagophyceae; Pelagomonadales; Pelagomonadaceae.
GGCAGAGGCGACCGACGCGCGCUUUGCCCUCUUGUUUGCAACUUAUAGGCUAGCGCUGACAGAGCUGACGGCCGCAAAUGGUUGAGGGGCCCGGGCCUCUUGCACCCGUGGCGCUGGCUGAGCCCCAGCCGCUCUGUGGCUCGAGCAUAGACAGUGAGAGCACGCCGCCUGAAACGCCAAAUAAUGCGGCGCCCGCCGCCCCAGCCAAGAGCGCGCUGCCGGCGGAAGCGCCCGCUACGACGCCGCCGCUGAAGGUAGCCGCGGAGACCGCACCCGCGCCCGCGCCCACGCCCGCGGCGACCGCCGAAGUGACCCCCGCGCCACAACCCGCGCCCUCGACGACGCCGGGCGCAACCACCCCACCUCUAAACGGCAAGCAGAAGCCGAUCCAAAAGGACGCCGGCCAGGCCGUAUUGCGGGGCACGUUGCGAGGCGGCACUUUCGAGGGCCGGUGGGGCUUUGGGCGCGACGCGGUCGAGACGAGCGCGUUUAAAUAUGAGGCGCGCACACCAGGAGGAGAUGUGUACGACGGCGGCUUCGACCUGAAGCAGCUCACGGGCAAUCUGCGCGUCGACGAGGCCCUUUCUUUAUCUAUUGCGGACGUCGUCGAUGGUCGAAGAACCAUCAAGUGCGUCGGCGACAAUAGGUUCGGCCACUUCGAGAUGAGCGGCUCUUGUCUAGAGGAUGGUACGGAUUGUGUCUUAGUAAGGAUCUAUGCUCCGAAGCAGACGGCACGACCGCGACGGCGGGCCGCGCCGGCGCCGAAGCGCGAACCUUCCCAACGCGCGCGGCAACCUACCAAACGACGGAAGCUCGAGAAGUACGGCGGCAAGGAGCCUAGAUAUGACCCUGAAGGUAAUAAUGAAGUGCGUUCAGCGAGGACGCCGUCGACGAGACGGGGCCAGGUCGACGCGAGGCGAGGCUUAGAUGUGGGCCGACCGCUAGCGGAGGUCUUCGAGGCCGUCGCCGCGGCCCAGAAGAACCAACGAGUACCUGUGUUGAAAGCACCUAGUAGAAGUAUAGAAGAAGCAGCCAGAGACAUCAAAGAACUCCUGGAACCGUCGCCCGUACCUCAAAGUACAAGAGAACGGCUCCAGAGCCCCCAGCCCCAGAGGCCUCGAAGUGGCAAGCUACGACCCUUUGGGUGCUUCGACGGCGCGACCGCGGCGACGACGUUGCUGUCCGAGAUCGACUACGAAAGAUGUUUAAGAGACUUCCAGGACGCCUUCGAGAAGGGCCACCUGACGGAGUUUUGGCUGGCCGUGGAGAAUCGCCUGACGCAAGCUUUGGAACAAGCGGAGGCCGAAGGUGCCUUGCCCCAGAUCGUGAGGUUAGACUGCGGCGACGGCAAGGGCGCGACGGCGCUCACACCGCCUCCACAAGGACGACUGAGGCGCUCGCUCCAGAAGCCGGAUCAUGCCCCCGAAGCAAGAGGUGAUUUGGAGCCGACGAAUCCAGGAGCGUAUCACGUCAACACCAUCGCUGGUGGUUUUGGCACGGCGUCCUUCGAGGGCAUCGAUGGGUUGGCGCAAGGUGGCAAGGAACUAGCUUCUCAGACGCGAUGCGUCGCGCUCGAUACACGAGUACGCGUAGGAAGUGAACUGGACGACUACUGUAAUAGAUUAGCUGCUACCGCUUGCGUCGAGAAGGUCUGUCCGUCCUCUGAUGGGUGGCGCUUCGGCCCUCGGGGCCAGACGCUUGCGGGCGACGAGGACCGGCGCCACUACUUAAUUGCUGGUUGGCCGGGAGGACUGACGCCGACGCACUGCGACUUCGGCGUGCAAGCCGUCUUCUACCACACGCUAGCGGGCAAGAAUCGCGUGCUGGGCGUGCCGAGGCCCGUCGCGGCGUGCUUACACGCUUCAAGAGAAGCACUUGUGUAUAUGAAGCUUGGCGGCGAGGCCGAUGCGAGACUGCUCCAGUUCGAGGCCGACGCUUUGUUAGGAUGCUUGAAUAGAGGUCUACUGCAGUACGACGAGUUCGGGCCUGGAGAAACGAUGUUGAUCCUACCUAGAGGGGGCCACGCCGUCCUCACGGGCCGCCCGCACAAGGUCGUCUUGGCCGGCGAGUGGCACCUGACUCCAGAUGGGGUGCGGGCCGCCGCCAUCCCUAGAACCUAUGCCCAGAGGAGAAUGCGUACUAGAAGAGAUGCCUCGAAAGCUCGGGAAGCCGCCGCCGCCAAGAGACGUUCGGUAGAGUCGAACCUCACGGAGACAGAAGACGAGUCCCAGGACGAAUCACCGGCACCGGCGCCGGCCCCUAUCCACACGGAAGUGGGAAGAAUUGCCGUUUACGUCGAGGACGCGCGGCACUCGGCGCUGGAGACCGGUCGCGCCGACGUGGAUGGCGAGCGGGGCCCGGGCUUUGCGGCGGUCGCGGCGGCUGCUGCCAGACAAGCGAAUCCCCGGUCGAAGACGGUGCUUCAUCUCCGGCCGUCCUGGACGACCAAAAGAUGGGCUAGCUGCGACGCCUGGGACCGCGUGGCGCUCGAGGCGGACGUCGAAGCCGCUCGGUCGUUGGGUGUGGCGGAGGUUGUAGCUUGUCCGAUAACACAAAAAGGUGUUCUCGAUGGCGCGUGGUGCGGGAAACUUGUGGACGCGGCCAAGCCUUCGUGUCAACUGGUCUUGGGGCUGCCCGUGGACGAAGAUACGUUGGUCCGGGCGAAGUCCGUUGGUGUGGCCGGCGUCGUAAUUGCCGGUGAAAACCAAGAACUGGAGCAGCUCUGCCGCGCGUCGUCUUGGUCGUACGCGGUCGUCCAGGCCUAGAGCUCUUUCCUACUAUGUGAUCCUUCCUUGGGGCGAAUUAAGAAGACCUGUCCCUUUUA